Molecule: messenger RNA, 1622 nt
Organism: Lolium rigidum
Lineage: Eukaryota; Viridiplantae; Streptophyta; Magnoliopsida; Poales; Poaceae
Product: ribulose bisphosphate carboxylase/oxygenase activase A, chloroplastic
Exons: 6
Coding region: 99-1496 (465 amino acids)
Cellular component (GO): thylakoid; chloroplast stroma
Molecular function (GO): ribulose-1,5-bisphosphate carboxylase/oxygenase activator activity; ATP binding; ATP hydrolysis activity
Source: RefSeq, a predicted model, not a curated record
CUCAUAGCUCGACCUCCAUACUUUGAGCAGCAGCAGCAGUCGUUACUGAUCACCUGCAAAGCUUCGUCCACUGUUGCUACUCUAAGGUCGACCAAGAGAUGGCUGCUUCCUUCUCCUCCACCGUCGGAGCUCCGGUGUCUACGCCGACCAGCUUCCUUGGGAAGAAGCUCAAGAAGCAGGUGACCUCGGCAGUGAACUACAAUGGAAAGAGCUUCAAGGCCAACAGGUUCACAGUCAUGGCCAAGGACCUCGACGAGGGAAAGCAGACCGACCAGGACAAGUGGAGAGGCCUCGCCUACGACAUCUCCGAUGACCAGCAGGACAUCACCAGGGGGAAGGGUAUCGUGGACUCCCUCUUCCAGGCUCCCAUGGGUGACGGCACCCACGAGGCCGUCCUCAGCUCCUACGAGUACCUCAGCCAGGGCCUGAAGAAGUACGACUUCGACAACACCAUGGGAGGCUUCUACAUCGCCCCGGCUUUCAUGGACAAGCUCGUUGUCCACCUCUCCAAGAACUUCAUGACCCUGCCCAACAUCAAGAUCCCACUCAUCUUGGGUAUCUGGGGAGGCAAGGGUCAAGGAAAAUCCUUCCAGUGUGAGCUUGUCUUCGCCAAGAUGGGCAUCAACCCAAUCAUGAUGAGUGCCGGAGAGUUGGAGAGUGGCAACGCCGGAGAGCCAGCCAAGCUCAUCAGGCAGCGGUACCGUGAGGCUGCAGACAUGAUCAAGAAGGGUAAGAUGUGCUGCCUCUUCAUCAACGAUCUCGACGCCGGUGCGGGUCGGAUGGGUGGAACCACCCAGUACACCGUCAACAACCAGAUGGUGAACGCCACCCUCAUGAACAUUGCGGAUGCACCCACCAACGUGCAGCUCCCAGGAAUGUACAACAAGGAGGAGAACCCCCGUGUUCCCAUUAUCGUCACGGGUAACGAUUUCUCCACCUUGUACGCGCCCCUCAUCCGUGACGGUCGUAUGGAGAAGUUCUACUGGGCUCCCACCCGCGAGGACCGGAUCGGUGUCUGCAAGGGUAUCUUCCAAACUGACAACGUCAGCGACGAGUCCGUCGUCAAGAUCGUUGACACCUUCCCAGGCCAAUCCAUCGACUUUUUCGGUGCUCUGCGUGCUCGGGUGUAUGAUGACGAGGUCCGCAAGUGGGUCUCCUCCACCGGAAUUGAGAACAUCGGCAAGAGGCUAGUGAACUCACGGGACGGACCCGUCACCUUCGAGCAGCCAAAGAUGACAGUUGAGAAGUUGCUGGAGUACGGCCACAUGCUUGUCCAGGAGCAGGACAAUGUCAAGCGUGUGCAGCUUGCUGACACUUACAUGAGCCAGGCAGCUCUGGGUGAUGCUAACCAGGAUGCCAUGAAGACUGGUUCCUUCUACGGUAAAGGAGCACAACAAGGAACUUUGCCUGUGCCGGAAGGUUGUACCGACCGGGAAGCCAAGAACUUCGACCCAACUGCGAGGAGCGACGAUGGCAGCUGCCUUUACACCUUUUAAGCAUGCCACUUUACUUAUUCUGAUGUUUCACUCUUUCUACCUAAGUCCGCAUCGCAUCCAAGCGAUGGCUGGGCAUGAAAGUUUUUGUUAAUAUAUAAAGGAUACCGAGUAUAUUCAUUUGGUAAA